Messenger RNA from Patiria miniata (bat star), 2858 nucleotides. RefSeq lists its product as uncharacterized. Lineage: Eukaryota; Metazoa; Echinodermata; Asteroidea; Valvatida; Asterinidae. The coding region runs from base 137 to 1744 and encodes 535 amino acids. The transcript is spliced from 3 exons. The record is from RefSeq and is a predicted model, not a curated record.
AUUUUGUUACCUUUGUCGUUGGCGGCGCUGUUGCAUUUGCCAUUCCGAGGGGCCAUUUUUAAAAACCGCUAAACGACGGGCUUGUGUACGUGUGAGUCAUGUAAGUGGCAACGCCAACAGUGAACGAACUGGAACCAUGCGUAUCGAGCUCCAAUUUCAGGCUUUUAUCGGGAUUCUUGAAAACAUUAUGGCUAAAGAAUCAACGAAGAAGAAUAACGAAGGAUUAGGAAAACACUGUGUCGUCGUUGGCUGCAAAAAUACAAGCAAAAAGCUGAGAAAAUGGAAGCUUGCAACAUGCGAAUUGCAUGCACCAGAAACGCACGAAUAUUGUGUGUGUUUACAGCCGUACAAAAUGCAUCGUUUCCCCAACUGUUCCAACGCCAAUUCCGCAGCCAAUCGAAAGCAGUGGGUGAGGAAUAUCAACCGAAAGGACUUCAGACCUUCAAAAUACAGCACUGUAUGUUCUGUCCAUUUUGAAGAAGGGAAGCCAACAUCAGCUCACCCUUACCCAACUGUGGCCAUGGGAUAUAUCCCCUAUAAACAGCUCUCAAGAGGAAGACCUCCCCCUAGGAGAAGAGUUUCCACAGCAACAAAAGCAGUGACAGUGCAAGAAAAGGCUGGAGGGGUUGCAAAUAUGAGUCCGCAUGGUGUUGAGAGAACAUCUACAUGUGUACAAACAGCAGGAUUAGAGACGAAGGAUGCAUCAGUACAGUGGUAUGAUGCCAGAGUAGCUGACCAUACUUAUGCACAUGUUAAUCCUAUCACUAAAUCCAAGGCAAAAGGUACGCAAACAGUCAAGGCUCCAGAAGUAUCAGCAGUUAAUCUUCAAGAAUCUGAUAUGAAGUUUUACACCGGACUUAGCGUGCGAUCAUUCUGGGCGCUUGUGAAUGCGCUUGUAGUGACUCUUACUACCACCCCUAAAUUUCAACUACCAGUGCCAGACCAACUUUUGCUUGUUUUGAUGAGAUUAAGAAUAGCCCUGAUGAUCUGGGAUCUUGGAGUACGCUUCAAAGUGUCUCGUUCCACAGUCUGUGACAUUAUCUCCUUCUGGGUACCACGUUUGGCUACAUUCAUGAGAGAAAAUGUCAUAUUUUGGCCGUCACGUGACACGCUUGCCAGGAUACGUCCCAAAUGUUUUGAGUCUUGUCAUCCUAAGGCUACUUGCAUCAUAGACUGCACUGAAAUCUUUGUUCAGAGACCCAAGAACUUGAGAAAACGUGCCCAAACUUAUUCUAACUACAAACAUCACAAUACCUACAAGGCCUUGUACUGCAUUGCACCAAAUGGUUUGGUGACAUAUGUUUCCAAAUUAUUUGGAGGUCGUGCCAGUGACACUUUCAUCUCUCAGAACUCUGGCUUUUUGGACCACUUGCUCCCCGGUGACGAGGUUCUAGCUGACCGUGCCUUCACUAUCGAAGAUAUUCUUCCACACGGUGUGAAGUUAUCUAUCCCAGCCUUCACAAGAGGACUCAAGGACAGGCGUCUACCAGAGGAAAGUGUGACAGAAACACGACGUAUUGCCAACGUAAGAAUUCAUGUUGAAAGGGCAAUCAGACGAUUGAAAUGUUUCAAAAUUUUAGCCAAUAUCAUUCCGAUGCGUGUAAAAAAUGUAGAUGACAUAUUGAUUACAUGUGCUGGACUUUGCAAUUUACAGCCUUGCCUAAUUAAUGAGGACAGAGCCCAGGAAACAAGUGAUAGUGAUUCUAAUGACGAGGAGGGAAACGUUUUUUCAGUGGAGGAAUAAGUACAUUUACAUGUAUGACUUUGCUGAAAUUGAUUUUGAAUGUGUGUUUCCAUCUUCAAAACAAAUGACAAGAUUUGAAAGUAUGAAUGUGCUUGACAUAAAGAUGGUUUGCAGUUGCAGCAAGUACAUGUACAUGUGCAUGUAGUCUAAUUAGUGACUGUGCCAUUACAUGUAGGUUCUGAAAACAACAUGUGUUUUGUUACACAAAGUUUUAGACAGUGUGCUGUCCAUUUUCAGGAGUCUGAAGACAGACAAAGCAUUCUAUCCAACCCGUCACAUAACAAAACAUGAUCUUUUCAGAACCACACAUACAUGUACAGUAGUAGUCACAAAAGCGAUUAGACUUUAUGAACAUGGUGCUACUGCAAAGCAUAGGCAUUUGUCCUUCCACCGGGCUGCAAACCUUCAACUUCUCAAGUCAUACAUGUACAUGUACAUUGCAAGUAUAAUUAAACAUCAUCAGGUUUGUGCUGAAGUAUUUUUUUUGUACAUUGGCAAGGGGCAUCCCCCAAUGUUCUUCCUUGCCACCCCACCAUUUGUCCCCCCUUACUAAAUCUCCCAAGUAUUAAAGAAAAAAAGUUGAAAGGGAAAAGAAAAGAAACAACAUUUAAUCAAUACAAGUAUAUUUUACUGUACUGUACAGUGAAUGUUUAUUAAGACAGGAAACCCUCACAUAAAAAUUAAGGGUUUUGAACAGCCCCCCCCCCCAUUUUACUGUUCAUCUGGCGUGUGUUUCGGAGUGUCUCGGACACCCGUGUUUGCCACACCCCCCCCAAAAAAAAAAAUAUAAUAAUAAUAAAUAAUAGUUAUAAUAAAAUAGUUAUAAUAAUUAAGUAAUAAUAAAAUGAUACUUCAUUCAUUGUUACCUCACACAUCCCCCUCAGGUACAUGUACCUCAAAAACAUCUACAGAUUCCAGUUAACACAAUGACCAACACAAAUGAAGGGGGACUCCAGGCCUCUACCGGAUAUCCUGAGUACAUUAUUACGUGUGUAUGUCACUUUCCCCUCAAAUUAAGCAGUAUGGCACUGUUAAAAAAUUGAUUUGUAAUGCUAGGUUCACACAUUCCUCAUUUUUAAGCCGAAUCGUCACGAAUAGCAGUUUUUUAGUAAAU